Messenger RNA from Cuscuta campestris, 767 nucleotides. The record is from the annotation of a GenBank genome assembly. NCBI's taxonomy places the organism in Eukaryota, Viridiplantae, Streptophyta, Magnoliopsida, Solanales, Convolvulaceae.
GGGGGGGGGGGGGAGAGCAUGGGUUUCAGAAAGAAAUAUGGAGGGGCGGUUGGGGUUACUUGGGUGGUUAGGAUGUUUGGGAAUGUGGAGGUGGGAGGGUUGUGGGAGUUGGGUGUUUGAACAUGGGGUGGGAAUAUGGGGGUGCAUGUUAUGGGGUGGCUGUUAUGGGGUGGUGGGACGGUUGGAGACGGUUUUUGGGGAGUAGGUUUGUGGGGGUAUGUGUUAGUUGUGGGUGGUUGGUGGGGUCAGUAGCUCUUGGUGGAGCAUGGAAGGGACUAAAUUUUUGGCCAACUGUCUCAGUUUUGUGUUUCUUCAUGCUUUGCAUUCAAACACUAUCUCGCGAGCAAAAUUAUGCAUCCUUCAUGCCAUUAUGGAAGAGAUGUGAUAAAAAUAUGCAUCCUUCAUCGGGUUCUUCAAGAAAUGUGAUAAAAUUAGAAAAGCCAAAUGAUUUGUUCGUUCCUUCCCGCCUCUCAUCUUCGCCCUCUGAGCCUUCAAGGAUCAGAUUUGGUCUUUGCACUGCCAUCUGUUGCCAUGUCAAGUUACUGCCCUAUCCAUUAUUGGAUCACCUCACUUGGGAUAGUUAUGAUCUGUCAUCCCAUGCGCAAGCCCAAGGCUUAGCUUAGCCACCAUUCCUUGAGACUCCCCUGAAUCGCACCCUUUCACAGGCUCUUCUGCGUUUUCUGGAUUCCUUUCCAGUAACAGCUGCACGCACAUCAAAUUUCAGAUUUGGUCUUUGCACUGCCAACUGUAGCCAUGUCAAGUUACUG